GUAUCCGUGUGAACUCGGUCUCUAGUCGUACUACCUACCCGGAGUUCUACAUCUACUAAAGGCAGGCGCUUGAUAAAUCAGCGUAUAGGCUAGGUACCUACCUACAGAAUAGAAAUCUAGCAAGUCUCGUAAAGUCAAGAGGUGUGAAUUCCGGGGUGCUUCUAAAAGCAUCAUACCGUUGUGGUCAUGAUGAUUAUUUCUUUUUUGUAUUUGUCUCCAGGGCUAUGGACCGGAUCAUCGGUGAUGCAAAAUCUAGGUAAGGUAAGGUGGAAUCAGCUCUCUCUCUCUCUCUUUGUUUGGCAACGAGAGGUGGGCUCGAGUUCAACGCUAUUUGAUAUGCGAGGCUUCCAUGUGUGUUUUUUUCUUUGGGCCAAAAAAUCGCAUCAUUCUACCACCUCCCUUGCGUGGAUAUCGUCAUUGUCGUCAUCAUCAUCAUCAGAUCUUUCGUUCCCCCCUUUAGCCUUUGUUGCCUUAGGCGGCGUAGCUAAAUAACUAUCUGCCAUUGCUAUUGGUGGGUAGUCUGUCUUCGAUCGGUUUAAAGCUGCAACGGGGAGGAAUAAAAAGCGCGCGCGACUUGAGUUUGGGGCUCGGGUGAGGAUAUGCUUAAUGCGAACCGCCUCGCAAAGUCAGGACCAGAUGUAGCGUGGCGUCAGGGACAAUGCCUCCUUCAGCCAUGGUCACCUGGUCAUGUAAUUGCUUUCCACCGUAAAUAAGUCGCUGCUGGUCAGGUGUGAUACCCUCCUUCUCCUCGACCUUCUUCUUGACAUCCUCGAUCUAGAGAGAUGUCAAUGUUAGCGCUUUGUCUGGCUGGCCAAGAGUUUGUUGACUAUCCAAGGGUAAUAUUCUAGGUUAACUAGUAGCGCACUGAAGCUAGCGGCCACUGCUCAAGGUAGAAGGCGGGUGUAAGGGUAUUAUAUUGAGAGCUUAGCUUACCUUGGAGGUGGGCUCAACGUCGA
Messenger RNA from Hypoxylon fragiforme, 956 nucleotides. RefSeq lists its product as uncharacterized. The transcript has 2 exons. NCBI's taxonomy places the organism in Eukaryota, Fungi, Ascomycota, Sordariomycetes, Xylariales, Hypoxylaceae. The coding region runs from base 187 to 492 and encodes 101 amino acids. The record is from RefSeq and is a predicted model, not a curated record.